Messenger RNA from Orbicella faveolata, 1275 nucleotides. RefSeq lists its product as uncharacterized. The record is from RefSeq and is a predicted model, not a curated record. Lineage: Eukaryota; Metazoa; Cnidaria; Anthozoa; Scleractinia; Merulinidae.
AUGUUUUUGAUUGUCUCAUCAGGUUUGUUUACUGAUUACUUUUCGUACACCAUACGUCAUACACUGCUGAUAGUUUUACACUUGACUCUGUUAACUGUUACACUGAAAAGAAACCUAAGUGAGGUUUUUACAAUGGCACAGCUGUCUGCAGAGGGAUGGAGACAUUUUCAAUCACUGAAUGCUUUGUUUGAAAAUGCUCAGUUGAAGGGACAAAAGCCAAAGGCCACUGACAUUGUGAACAAGGGGAAGCCAGUGCUAAAGCAGUGGCAGUUGAAGCCUCUUUGUAGCUUGUCAACUCAGGACCAAAAUUUCCUGUUAGAGAAGGUGUCAAAACUUGAGAUGAGCUUGGAGGAGAUGAAGUCUGCAGCUUCAGAAAUAAAGUUAUUGCGGCCAGUUCAAGAAGCCGUUGUUCUAUUCUUUAAGGCAGAGACUUGGGAAGGGGUUGCAGAUGAAUUUGGAUCUGAAGUCUUGCCAGAGAAGCUGUUACGCUCUGCUGUGAAGGAUUUUGAACAAUUUCAUGAAUUCCAAAAAUAUUUAGAAAGACUGAGGAGACAGAGAGAUGAUGAGGGUGUCCAGGAAGUGGAUGGUCUAGUGGAUGGCAAAAAUGGAGCAAAGGGAAUCAUUGUCUUUUCUCAGGAUUUCAGCAUGGUGGAACAGGCAGCUGUAGUAAAGUUACUUCAUUUUCAUGGUGCGUUUUUGGCCAUAGGGAAUGCAGGCAAUGACUGUGAAAAUGUUUUGGAUGUGAUUAGCCUUAUAUCCAGGCUAAAUUUCACAAAGACAACAUCCUUCAACCUUGUCCUAUUCACGAAUGUUGAUGAUGUCAAGGUAGUCAAGGAACAGAUGAUAGAGGGGGGAGCAGCAGAUACUCAAACAGCACAUUUCUAUGUGAAAAAUGUUCCCCAAAGACGCGAGAAGACAGGCCCUUAUUUGAGAGAAGCAGUGAAGACCUUUGUCAUGGGCCACUGGUCAGUGUCACGACAAGUCACCACCAGACAUUUGUCCAUCUCUUCAAGCCCAGAAAAUUUAAUCACUGUGGACUAUGCCCCAAACCAGCCAUUGCCGGAAGAUUCCUUUUCCUGGCUGGUGGAGCAUCUCUCUAGAGAAGGAGAUACAGUUGUCGAUGUUAAUAGUAAAAGUGGGAGUGCCUUUGUUGCGGCCCUCAAAGGAGGCAGAAAUGCUGUGUGGAUUAGCUCUUCCUCCUCUGAAAUGCAAAGUGAGAUCAAAGCAACAGUUGACAGUAUUUUUGCCAGUGACUCUGAAAUGAUCAUUCUUCAC